UGCUGUGUACGACUGAUCAGUAGCUGCCGGGAACAUCGAGCCAUUGGUCAUUACUACCAGAGGGUGUGCCAAAAGAUACCAAAAGGAGGAACUACCAAUUAUUGACACUUUUUAUAUGUUGCAUACAUUUUUUCUUUCCUCUAUAUUAACAAAUGACCUGCAUAUUAAUACUUUUCUAUUGUUUUUAUUGUUGCGUUUUAGUCCUUAUUUGUAAAGAGAAAAGAAAAGCAUUUCAGAAACGGCCUUAUUGACCCUUAAACGAUGCUUCUCUGUUUCACAGACUCUCUGGAAGCUGCACGCUGUCCUGGAUGCGUUCAUGACCUGAUGCGCUGAUGGGAAGCUCAGCAGAACCUUUGUCUUCUUUGGCCUCACAUCACAGCCCCCGUUUCAUGAUUCAUGUCCAGUUAAAUGUUUGCGCCAUGUGCAAACAUUAAAGAGCAAAGUACAGGAGGCUGCUGUGCAAGCUCUAGAAAACAAUUUGGUGCACAACCAACCGCUGGCUGUAACUGGGCCGAAUGUCAGGCUCACCUGAUUAUUACAGGACAUCGUUUGGGGUGCAGGAGGGGGUUGAAGAAAUCACAUCCAUCAGGAGAUAUGAAGGACUUAUAUCCAGAGCUGCCCACUUGGACUGAACAGAAGGUCAGGAGUAGAGUCUGUGAUCGUCCUCUUUCGUGUCCAGUUUGGAAGCAGUGGAGAAGCAGAGGAAGAUGAGGCGUUCUGACGCGGCGGUUUCUCGUCCCAAUCCAACCAGCAGGGCUCAGAGAGCAGUUUUCAAGAGGGCUACAACUCGCCUGGCCAAGAUUGCUCUAGUCCUCCGGGCUGCUCCGAACCAGAUGCUCACUUGUUCUCAGUUAAGGGAGAGGCUGACUGGGCGGACAGGUGACGAUGACAAAAAAAGGGUUGAGAACAACAUCAGAGUAUGUUUGUCAAGUCAUACGUGCUUCAUCAAAAUUCCAAUGAUCCCGGAUUCCCUGAACAGCAAGAAAAACUACUGGAAACUGGACUGCAGUCAGAUCACGGCCAAGAUGGUGCGCCGUCACUUUAAAGGACUCCUGCAGCUCUUCCCUGAGCUGGCCUCUAAGCUGGAAAGGGAGAACCCGAAGAGACCCUCGGAGCAGGGCUCGGCUCCCCCGUCUCCUGAAGCUGAGGCCUGCAGAGCCGUUCAGGUCAGCUGCGAGGUGAAGUUCAGCGGCCCGUUCUCCAUCGAAUCCCUCCUGAAGAGAGACGGCCCGUCCUCUCGGACCCCCGGGCCUCCUCAUCAGUCCGGCGUGGAGCAGCGGCCUCAGCUCACAAACACGAAAAGAGGCUUCACCUCCUACCCUUCGCCACCCAUCGUUCUUCGCACCACAACGGGUUCUUCUCACAUCUGCUGCGGUGGCGGGUGCCCGCAUCCCGGGCCCUUCGCUCCCAGAGCUGUCGGGUCCUUCUUGAUUCCUGUCCACACCGAGCCCUCGUCUGCUCCUCGUUUAGCCAGCUCGCAGCACAGUUACGUCUCUUAUUCUGUACCGGCGUUCUCACGAAACACGUCUCAGGGAUGGCAAUAAAUAGUUUCACACCUAAA
Fundulus heteroclitus (mummichog) is the source of this 1561-nucleotide messenger RNA. Its product is annotated as forkhead box protein H1. Gene Ontology annotation, molecular function: sequence-specific DNA binding; DNA-binding transcription factor activity. Gene Ontology annotation, biological process: regulation of DNA-templated transcription. The transcript is spliced from 4 exons. Bases 708 to 1544 code for a protein of 278 amino acids. Lineage: Eukaryota; Metazoa; Chordata; Actinopteri; Cyprinodontiformes; Fundulidae. The record is from RefSeq and is a predicted model, not a curated record.